Molecule: messenger RNA, 633 nt
Organism: Naumovozyma castellii
Lineage: Eukaryota; Fungi; Ascomycota; Saccharomycetes; Saccharomycetales; Saccharomycetaceae
Gene: FMP32
Product: Fmp32p
Exons: 1
Coding region: 1-633 (210 amino acids)
Source: RefSeq, a predicted model, not a curated record
AUGAUGAAACGGUUCCUUGGUGCUUCAAGCCUAAAUGUGGCUAAAAGAUCAAUCCAUAAUUCGAGGUUAUUGAUGCGAGAUUUUGAAACUGUUCAUAUUGAUAAUACCAACAAUUAUAAAAAUUUACUUAUAGAAAAGGGCCAAUUUACUCCUAAGCAGGCAACAACUCUGGUCAAUAUAAUGUCUGAAGCGAUUAAGGGCGGUGUUGUUCAUGUUUCGAAAGAUUUGGCAAAAAGGGAGAGGUUGACUCAGUUAACAUACCAACAACAGGUGGAUUUUGCAAAAUUGAAAGAUCAAUUGUUAAGUGCUGACAGAAACGAAUUUCAUAAUAUUGAAAACGAAUAUGAACGAGUAAGGAAUGACCUUGAAAAAUUGAGAAGUAAACUUAAAGAAGAGAUUACCCGAGCCAACGCUGGAUUUAAAUUAGAUUUAUCUUUAGAGAAGGGGCGAAUAAGAGAAGAAAGUAGUCAUCAUGAUUUACAGAUUAAGGAAAUAGAUUCGAGGAUAGAUCAAGAAGUUGCAAACAUGAAAAUGCAAAUUGAUUCAGUAAAGACUCAAGUCAUGCAAUGGCUAUUUGGUGUUUGCACGGGUACGUUUGCCUCGCUAUUAGCUUACAUGAGAUUAGUGUCCUAA